CGUGCGAAGAGCUCGACAUGUCAUUCAUUGGAAUCCGCCACCUGAAACGCGAGGAAGUGAAGGCGACUCAUUUGGGUAUAAAGCAUCAGCCAACAUCUGCCCCGAGCAGUGCAAAGCUGAUGAAAACAUCAGCUGGGAGCUGAUAUUGGACCUCUCCGAUUUAUUUGAAUUCCCUUGGAUUUAUUAUUUUGCAUUACCGAGUCGGUGCACCCAGGAGACGCAACUCUUUUUUUUGUACUUCAAGUGAAUGUGAUUCCACAGCCAUCACUAUACUGGAAUUAUCCGAUAUCCCGAGGGAUUUGGGCGCACCUGUUACCUCCACGGAGCGCGACAUCAUGAUACCUCCGGGAGACUGCAUGUACGCGGGCAGGAAGAGGAGGAAGCCCGUCCAGAAACAGAAGCCGUCCGCUGCCAAUGAGAAAACCAACCCGUCCAAGCGGCACAGAGACAGGCUGAAUGCUGAGCUGGACCGGCUGGCCAGCCUGCUGCCGUUCCCCCCGGAUGUCAUCUCCAAGCUGGACAAGCUGUCCGUGCUGCGCCUCGCAGUCUCCUACCUCCGCGUCAAAAGUUUCUUCCAAGCAAACCACGAGAAACCCUCCAGGAAGCACAGUGUCAGCACAGCAUCCUCAAACCCUGAACCCAGCAAAGACAGCCCUCCACUGGCGACCCCGGUCAAUGAAAGCAGCCUCCUGCUGGAAUCACUUACAGGCUUCGCCUUGGUGGUGAGCAGUGAUGGGAUGGUGUUCUACGCCUCUUCAACCAUUGUGGACUACCUGGGAUUUCAUCAGACGGACGUGAUGCACCAGAACGUGUUUGACUACAUCCACAUAGAUGACCGCCAGGAGUUCCGGCGCCAGCUCCACUGGGCCAUGUGUCCUCCGCAGGGCACGGCCGACCCGGACAACCAGACAGCUGCAGGGGCCGGUGAGGACUUUGUAGUGAGCAGCCUGUUCCAUUCUCCGGAUGCAGGGGGGAUUCCUCCUGAGCUCACCUGCUUCCUCAACAGGUGUUUCAUUGCCAGAGCCCGAUGCCUCUUGGACAGCACCUCCGGUUUCUUGACUGUGCAGUUCCAGGGGCGGCUGAAGUUCCUCCACGGUCAGAAAAAGAAGUCCGGCUCCGGGGCAGUGAUGCCUCCCCAGCUGGCUUUGUUCUGCAUAGGUGUACCCCUCUUACUGCCCUCCAUCACUGAGAUGAAAAUGAAGAGCAUAUUAAUGCGGGGAAAGAACAAGGGAGGUGGAGGGAUGAUCUCUGCCCUGGAGCAUGGUGAGCGGGGGGAACACCUCAGGAGGCAUUCCUUUGGUGGAGGAAUGGGCGACAUAGCAGACCCUGUCCUCCUCUCCUGUCCCACUCCUGGCCCUACCCAGCGGGGUCAUCCCACUCCCUGGACACCGCUCUCUAAAGACAACCUCAAGUACCGCCACGAGGGUUUCUACAACCAGGAGGAACCCCUCAACUACUGCAAGUCCACCAUGGCUCCCCUUAAAAGCGUUAACCCGGGUCUGGGCUGUGGUUGGCCCAUGCGGCCGAACUCCGGCCCCCUCAGGGCGGGCCAGGGUAUUGGCUACAUCCCCUCUAACCGCAUGAACAAGGCCGGCCACUAUGCGAAGCCAUACCGCCUCUCCCCGAGCUGCCACAGCAGAGGCAGCGAGGUGUUUGUCUCGAAGCUCUAUGGGAACGUCCAGAUUCCCGCAGACCCAGAUGCCUACUGCGUGGAUCCGGUGAAGAACGAAAACGGCUACGGGGAAUGCUACGAUGGCCACCUGAUGCCCGAGGUGCAGCCCAUCAAGGUGGAGCACGACUCGGACUCCGAGAACGGCUGCGACGCGUUCGGGCGACCCUGGGCGCGCCACGACCCCGAGGCCAUCGACCGCCGCUACGGCAACGGGGCGUACGACCACGGCUCAGGCCUCCAUCUCAAGUCGGAGGCGGACUAUUACGAUCCUCAGUUCUCGCCCUGCCAUCGGGGGAAAGCGGGAAUCAGCCCACCAUACAACAACUAUCAGAGCUAUGCAGGCAACCACGGCGGGAACACGACCGGACGUCCGUUAAAAUGUGACAAAGAAUUGGGCAAUCACAACAACAACAACAACAACAACAACAACAGCCAGUUUAGUCCUCAGAGACUGUCUCACUCAGACUCCCUAUGCGGCAACCCAUCCGUCAACCUCAUGGACUCACACGUCUAUCCACAGGACCCUCACAAGGCCUACAUGCAUCCGGACUACAACAAGCAUGCCACUUAUGAGUUCAAAGGUCACGGCCUGGUCCAUUCAAUCAAGCGGGAGCCCAUGGACUCCCCGCCGUGGUCUGAGAACGUAAGCCAGUCCAUGAUGGUUGGGCCGAGGAACAUUAUGCCAUGUGUCAUGAGCACGGGGCACCACAAGUCCAGUCCCUACAUUUAUAUGCCAUAGGAGCAGAUCAUCACACACACACACACACACACACUCAAAUAACCGGUGUCCAGUAGAGUACUUUAUAUUGCGCCAAAUGCACCAGCAUUACAUAAGGAUUCCCAGGAUAUUCACAUUUAAACGCCUUCUUCGGUGGUGACGAAGAAGUCACAAACAAGGCUCAGGUUCUAGUGUUUGUGUGUUGACAAUCAAAAGUAAUACUUUGAAUCCAGUUUAUGGAUGAAUGGUUUUGUUUGUGAGGGACGCAUUUUGUAGCACUUUUUAAUUUAGUGACAGCGAGACAUCUGAAGACACGUUUUUAUUUUGGUUUGAUGUGUAGUGUACACCUGACUUUCGUGGGAGGAACACAGAUUUUGCUGUAAAAAGACACUUUUUUUUGAAGCGUACACAGGAGAUGUUGGGCUUAUGCAGGGAGAUGGCAUGAAGUCAGAGAGAACAACUUAAAGCACAAACUACGGUAGUCUUGUAUGUUGUACUGCUCCUACUAUAAAUCCACUACCUUUUGCAUUAAUCCCGUAAGGGAUGUUACAUUGGAAUCUAGAUUUUCUUAUCGAUCAAGCUUGUAUUAAAUGACCUUUCUGAGACUGUUAACUUAAUCAAGUCAACAAAGAUUUUGUCCCUCCUCAUUUGUGUGCACAUGCAGCUUCAGAAAAGCUGAUUUUAUGUAUGACACAACCAAAUUGACAUUUUAUUUACAACUUAAUUUAUUUAAAAUUUGUGUCCUGAAUCCAUUAUUAAACCACAAAGGAAAAAAUAAAUAAAUAAAAGGUUUUCAUCUUGCAAAUGCAUGAACCCUUUGUAGUUAAUUGACAGAAACAGAAACCUAUUGGCUCUAAGUGUAUUCGCUACGUCUUCUUAUUAAAUUAGAAACUGAAGGGGACGCAUGAAAGCAUAUGCUCAUUGGCCCAAACUUGAAUUGUCCUUUUAAGUUGCAGGAACCAAGGUGAACUUGGACCUAAAGAAGCUUUGCACCGCUCCAAUGACUAAAUUAAUAAUGAGCUGAAGGUUUGUCUCGAUGAGGUAGAAGUGUUUGUUAAUAGGUUUGAUGAUGAUUAUUCUUCCUCUCCGCACAAUCAUUUUUGUCAUAUUAGGUCAUGGAACCUGUCGAGCAUACAGAUGAAUUCCUUAAUGUCAUUUUAUGUCAAAGCUAAUGUUGUACAGUUUGCAUUAGUGUCCAUGGCGAGCUCAGCCUUUUUAAACUAGAUACAACCUGGCUCACUGAAGAUUCGACACAUUUGAUUUGAAAUGAAUAAACACUUUUCAUGUCGUCGACUGAGUGCAAAAACUUUUUUUCUCACAAUUAAUGUUUUUGCACAAAAUGAAUUAAAAAGCACCAAAAUUGAUUUGAUGUUUGAGUCUCAGUUCUGUGGAGCUACUUUUGUAGUUUCAAAAUUGCACUACUGGGAGUAGUUCAGCUGUUCAGUUCAACAUGCCCAGGUUGUGAGUCAACACGCACAAUUUUACACAAUGUCACUGUUUUGACUUUGUCUCUUUCUCUUUGUGUGUGUUCAUUUCAAUCAAUGUUUGAUGAUUGAUAUUUAUUGUAAGAGGCAAAAGUGUAUAAUUUAAAAACUACAGUCAUGAAGGCUUUUCUGUUUCACUGAGGUAAAUAAAAAUGCCUUUUUUUUCCUUACUAUAAUUGUUUUAAAAGUCAUUCUUGUCUCAUGGAGGAGGUAGCUGCAAAGUAGCAAACACAAUGUACAUAUGCAAUGUCUUCCAAUGUUUCUACGUGUUUUUGCAAAUGGGACUUGUCUAUUAAAAUACUUUUCUUUGU
Molecule: messenger RNA, 4185 nt
Organism: Pungitius pungitius (ninespine stickleback)
Lineage: Eukaryota; Metazoa; Chordata; Actinopteri; Perciformes; Gasterosteidae
Gene: ahrra
Product: aryl-hydrocarbon receptor repressor a
Exons: 9
Coding region: 336-2411 (691 amino acids)
Biological process (GO): regulation of transcription by RNA polymerase II; response to xenobiotic stimulus; xenobiotic metabolic process
Cellular component (GO): aryl hydrocarbon receptor complex; nucleus
Molecular function (GO): transcription cis-regulatory region binding; nuclear receptor activity; protein dimerization activity
Source: RefSeq, a predicted model, not a curated record